Thamnophis elegans (Western terrestrial garter snake) is the source of this 602-nucleotide messenger RNA. It is a transcript of the gene NDUFS5, whose product is annotated as NADH:ubiquinone oxidoreductase subunit S5. The coding region runs from base 108 to 443 and encodes 111 amino acids. The transcript is spliced from 3 exons. Gene Ontology annotation, biological process: mitochondrial respiratory chain complex I assembly. Lineage: Eukaryota; Metazoa; Chordata; Lepidosauria; Squamata; Natricidae. The record is from RefSeq and is a predicted model, not a curated record.
CCCGCCCUCUCCCGGCGCGAUGUUUGCGCGACGGCCGCGGUGACGUAAAAGCCCCGCAAGGACGGCGGCCAGGGAGGAAACGUCUGCGCCGCUGCCCGAGGACAGCCAUGCCAUUUCUGGAUCUCCAAAACCAGCUGGGCAUUAAUCUAGAUCGAUGGAUGCUCCGCUUGAGUAGCAAGCAGCCCUUUCAGCAGCCCAGCGUGUGCCACACAUUUGAGAAGGAGUGGCUGGAGUGUUCGGAAGGCAUUGGGCUGACCCGGGCCAAGGAGGAGUGCCGGCUGGAGGCGGAGGAUCUGCAGGAGUGCAUGACCAAGCGCAAGAUGCCUGUCUUUUCUGCUCCUUUCCUUUUGCAGAUGCAGCGUGUCCGAGCCAUCUUGAAGCAAAGGGACUUAAUGAUUAAGGAGGGGAAGUACACGCCACCCACUGACCAGAAUAAAGACUGAGAGUUUGGCUGUGAUCCCCAGGGAGAAAACCUCCUUUGCUCCCCAGGAGCCAAAGAGCUCUUAAGAGGUUACUAAAGAAUGGUUUAGUUGGAAUCUUUCAUUUCUCUCUUUUGGUUUAUAGUCCUGCCCAUGAAUAAAUUUCUUCUUUGGAGCCUGGAA